This is a messenger RNA of Drosophila sechellia, 440 nucleotides long. RefSeq names its product male-specific sperm protein Mst84Db. The transcript has 2 exons. The record is from RefSeq and is a predicted model, not a curated record. Bases 193 to 378 code for a protein of 61 amino acids. Lineage: Eukaryota; Metazoa; Arthropoda; Insecta; Diptera; Drosophilidae.
AACACAUCUCUUUCGUGAAAUAAAACACAAAAAAAAAAUAUGAAAAAUUGAACAAAAAUUCUAAAUUCGUAGCCAAGGACUAACUUCAACGUAUUUCUUCAGCAGAAAAAAGAUUCCAGCCGUACCUUUUGAGCCCCACCUGCAGAUUUUAGAAGUGAUUCAAGUGUCCUUGACCAAAUCCAAACUUUCAAGAUGGUUCUGAUGCUUUGCUGCAGCUUCGAUCCCUUCUACGUUGGACCCUGCCCACCCGGCUGCCUGGCUCCCUUGAUGGGAGGAACUCCCUAUUGCGGAUGUGGUCCCUGUGGAGGUUGCUGUAGUCCUUGCUGUGGUCCUUGUGGUCCUUGUGGUGGAUGCAGCUCGUGUCCUUGCGGUUGGUGAAGCGCCCACUGAAGAUUAUGGACUUCAACCGCUAUCAUAGGCAUUGAUACGGCAGCAAGCGG